This is a messenger RNA of Cervus elaphus (red deer), 1411 nucleotides long. RefSeq lists its product as uncharacterized. The record is from RefSeq and is a predicted model, not a curated record. Gene Ontology annotation, biological process: chromatin organization. Bases 1 to 1158 code for a protein of 385 amino acids. Gene Ontology annotation, cellular component: nucleus; chromatin. The transcript is spliced from 5 exons. Gene Ontology annotation, molecular function: nucleosomal DNA binding. NCBI's taxonomy places the organism in Eukaryota, Metazoa, Chordata, Mammalia, Artiodactyla, Cervidae.
AUGCCCAAGAGAAAGGCUGAAGGGGAUGCUAAAGAAGAUAAAGCCAAGGUGAAGGAUGACCCACAGAGAAGAUCUGCAAGGUUAUCUGCUAAACCUGCUCCUCCAAAGCCAGAGCCCAAGCCUAAAAAGAACCCUGCAAGGAAGGGCCCCAAAGUGAAAAAGGGGAAAGCUGCUGCACCUGGAUUGAAGAGUGUGAAAGGAAUUGAAUUUGGAGCUUCAGGCUUUGAAGAUGUAAGAAGGAAGCCUCAAGGCAAUGAAUGUGGCAGUGGAACUGGGAAAGAUCUCAGCUUACAGCCAGCGGCAAGGCAAAGAAGGGAAGAGCGCCGGGGAGAGCUCGGUCAGUGCUCGGAGGGGACUGGCCUAGAGCGGUCACUCGAAAGGCGAGGACCCGCGAAAGCGAGUAUACAUAUUCCCAGCAGCUCUGUCUUUCCAGGCACACGGAGUAAGUUGGCUGGAACUCCCCGUGACCGCUCAGCCCGGCGUGCAGGGCUGCAGCGGCGCAAAGCCUGCUCCAGAGCGGCCGCAGCGGCGCGGGCAGGAGGGGUACCCAGGUGGGGCCGCGCGCCCUCCGCGGGGGGGCAGGUGAGCCCGCCCCCGAGUCCGAGAGGGAGCCAGGUGAGCGUCCGCCCGGGUCCGCCGGUGACCAGGUUGACAUUUCGCAGUUUUGAACUGAUCCUAUGUAGUUUCAUGAGAUGUGCCUUGAAUCUCCCCAGAAGCGCGCUCGUCUGCAUGCCCAGCGAGAGGCACUCUCGGCGGCCCACCUGGAAGAGGAAGCGGGGCAGGUGCCCGCCGGCCGGGCUCCCCACGACACGGCGUGAGACCUCGGGCUACAACACGGGACCCGGGCGCUGCUCCGACCCCUCGUGUCUUGUGUUGCAGCCGGAGGGACGCAGGUCCGCAGCAGAGCCUGCUCCCCGCCCGCGCGGGACUCGGCAGCGGGAAGGAAGGUGGGUGUGCGCUCUACAGGGUGGCCCGGGGGCAGCCCCCGCUCGGACCCCUUCUCGGUCGGCGAUCAGUCUCCGUGCAGGGCUUCGUUCACCCCUAGUCCGCGUUGGGUCCCGCGUGCAGGUUGCCUGGGGCGCACGGCCUGCUUCGAUCUGGGUUUUGAGGCCGCUCUCUGCUCCUCAUACACAGCGCCCCCCAACCCAGCUCAGGUGACCACACUGAGGCUUGAAGGGCCUCAAGAAAGUUUCUCCCGUAAUGUCUCUCACAUUGGUGGGAAAGCCCACCGUUAAACCCGCGUUCCCAUCGGUGGACAACAGACAUUGCUUUUUUAGUUGUUUCUUAAAUGUAUUUUUCUCCAAGGUGGUAGAUUAAACCAUUGCGGGCAUCAGCUGGGUUUCAUUGAUUACAUUCCUUUCCAACAUGGCAGGGACUUGAGACGGAAAUGGAAUCUGAUGGUGAAUUUCAA